UUUCAAUUUUAGUUGGAUGUAUGCAGUGUUUGCUUCGGAUUUGUACUGUAGCUGAGUGAAUCAGAGUUAAAUCGGAGAAGUAAUCUGGUGUUUUUAUGUAUUCCCGGUUUUUGAGUAAUGCGACUCUGUUUAGGAAAUUUGUUUGACAAUUUUCGUUUGAGGUGGUGUACGUAAACUGAAAUUGAAUAUAUUCCGUUUUCCUUUUUUCGAUUUUGGAGGUAUUGUACGAACUAACACUUUUGUGGAUUCUAUUUUUCCUUUUUAAAAUUACCGUUUUCCGUUGAUGGAUUUACAACCUUUUUGUUUCAGAAAAUGUUAAAUAAGCGGGAAACUGGUUGCUGAUUUAAAUAGAGUGUUUAAUCUGCUUUUUCCUCCAUAAGAGCUUGGAAGAGCAGGAUAAGAAGUGAGUUAUUUAUUAACUACUAGUGGAUAGUGCUACUUCAGUUGAUGUCGUUCCGUAGCCUAGCUCGUGACUUAAGGGACAGUAUAGGAAGCUUGUCGAAACGAAGUUUUGAUUUGAGGCUGCACGCUCACCACCGUGGAAAGUCUCAUGGUGCUGUCCAUGAAUUGCACGACCAGCCUGAAGUUAUUCAGACCAGUUGUUGGGCUGGUCUUCCACCUGAAUUACUCCGUGAUGUGAUCAAAAGAUUGGAAGAGAGUGAAAGUACAUGGCCUGCCCGAAAACACAUGGUGGCAUGUGGAGCUGUUUGCCAGUCAUGGAGGGAGAUGUGCAAAGAAAUUGUUCAAUGCCCUGAAUUUUGUGGAAAAUUAACCUUUCCAAUAUCCCUCAAGCAGCCAGGGUUUCGAGAUGGAAGCAUUCAGUGUUUCAUAAAGAGAGACAAGUCUAAGUUUACUUACCAAUUAUUUCUGUGCCUUAGUCCUACUUUGCUUGUCGAGAAUGGUAAAUUUCUUCUUUCUGCAAAACGGGUUCGCCGAACGACUUGUACAGAGUAUGUGAUCUCAAUGGAUGCUGAUAGCAUAUCAAGGUCGAGCAGCAGUUAUAUUGGCAAAGUGAGGUCCAAUUUUCUUGGAACCAAGUUCAUAAUUUAUGACACUCAGCCGCCACACAACAACUCCAACAUCUCCCCACCUGGUCGUACCAGCCGCAGGUUCUACUCGAAAAAAGUUUCGCCAAAAGUCCCCAGUGGAAGUUACAGCAUUGCACAGGUAUCAUAUGAGCUUAAUGUGCUUGGCACAAGGGGUCCUCGUAGGAUGCACUGCGCCAUGCACACAAUCCCCAUUUCUUCACUCGAGCCCGGCGGUUCUGUCCCUGGUCAAUCCGAGCUGCUUCCCCGGUCUCUCGAAGACUCUUUCAGGAGUAUCUCCUUAUCUAAAUCGAUAGCUAGCUCAACAGAGUUCAGCAGUGCCAGAUUUUCAGACAUGGCCGUCCCACACGAGGGAGAAGAUGGUGGAAAGGAUAGACCUUUAGUUCUUAAAAAUAAGGCUCCGAGGUGGCACGAACAGCUGCAGUGUUGGUGCCUCAACUUCAGAGGAAGGGUAACGGUCGCAUCGGUCAAGAAUUUCCAGCUCAUCGCCGCAACCCAGGGAGGAGGAGCGACGCCGUCCCAACCAAACCAGUCCGAUCAUGACAAGAUCAUACUGCAGUUUGGCAAGGUUGGUAAAGAUAUGUUCACAAUGGAUUACCGAUAUCCUUUGUCAGCAUUUCAAGCCUUCGCCAUAUGUUUGAGCAGUUUCGACACGAAAUUGGCAUGUGAAUAGUAGCAUCAGCAGCAGAAGAUUUGUGAAUUAGGCCUCUCUCUCAUUUGGUGACCAGUAAUUACUGGUUUGCCCUUAUAUAUGAAGUAGUAAGAUUCUGCUCUCUCUAAUUGUAAUACAUUUGUUUGUCUUAUUAUUAAGCCAGAGUGCUCUUAAAUUAGCAGUAA
Salvia splendens (bonfire salvia) is the source of this 1883-nucleotide messenger RNA. RefSeq names its product tubby-like F-box protein 8. NCBI's taxonomy places the organism in Eukaryota, Viridiplantae, Streptophyta, Magnoliopsida, Lamiales, Lamiaceae. Gene Ontology annotation, molecular function: protein binding. The coding region runs from base 448 to 1719 and encodes 423 amino acids. The record is from RefSeq and is a predicted model, not a curated record. The transcript has 5 exons.